Aegilops tauschii subsp. strangulata is the source of this 1501-nucleotide messenger RNA. RefSeq lists its product as uncharacterized. The record is from RefSeq and is a predicted model, not a curated record. NCBI's taxonomy places the organism in Eukaryota, Viridiplantae, Streptophyta, Magnoliopsida, Poales, Poaceae.
CAUCUCCACUCCGCCAACCCCCCCUCUCCGGCUCUGCCCACCACCUCCCUUACUCCUCGCCGCGCCGCUCCACUCCUGUCCCCGCCGGCGUACCAGCUCGAUCCAGCGGCUAGCCAGCCAUGUCGGGAAGCUACUCCUCGCGGCUCCGCGCCGGGGGCGGCGGCGGGGGCCUGGGCGCGACGACGGUGCUGGCGGCCAAGGUGGCGUUCGCGUCGGCCGCGCUGGCCGCCGCCGCCUGCAUGGUGCCGCAGCUCGUGUCCGCCGCCGACGCCUUCCUCUGGAAGCUCUACCUCUUCGUCACCGUGCACGUCAUCAUCUUCGUCAUCUGGAAGCUCUCCGACAGCAAGCACUUCCACGCCGCACAGCAGCAGCAGCACAAGGACCCCUGGGCACCGUCGCCUCUCCACCACCAACCUGCCGCCGCGGCGCCUCUGCUCAUGACGGAGCAGGCCGUGCUGGCCGCCGUCAAGCGUAGGGUGGACUUCGCGCCCGCCCCCGCCGUCGUCUCCGCCGCGCCGGCCGAGGUGUACCGCGUGCCCCCGCCCGUGUCGCGCUGGCACGGGGGUGCCGACUCGGCGGUGGUGGAGGAGGUCGUCUCCCCUGUCUCGUGCGGCGGCGAGUCGUGCGUCACCACGGAGUCCGAGGAGGACGCCUCCUCCGCCGCCGCGUCGGCCCACAUCGCCACCUCCGACGCGAGCAGGAGCGUCUCGCCGGUGCUGGCGCCCGCUCGGGAACGCGCGGUCCUCGAGCGCGGGAUCUCCCUGCCCCCUCGCAAGGCCACCGCGCCCACGGACGAACACUUCGACAGCGCCGACAACAACCACGACGGCGGCGACGACGACCUGGACGCGACGUGGAACGCCAUCAUGCAGAAGACGCGUCCGGCGACGGCGCCGGCCUCAACCACCUCCUCCCCUCCGGCCCCGCGCUCGUCGCCACCGCCACCGACCCCUGCGUCGCGGCCGAGGGCGCGCGAGCCAUCCGUCGGCGCGGCGGAGCUGAGCAAGCGGUCGGAGGAUUUCAUCAAGAAGAUCCACAACUCCUUCGGCCGGCACCAAUGAUCGCACCCACCCACCGUCAACCCAAAAAUCCCAAACCAAUCCAAAUCGAAAUUUUCUCGGUUGUGUAAAGAUCAUAUCCCCUUAAAUUAGUCUUUCUUCUUCCCUUCUUGGUGUGCCCUGUGCCGGUCGCCGGAGCAGAGCAGAGGCGAGCUCGUCAGAAGCACCACAUUUAGCCUGUGAAGGUUCUGGAUGUUCUGGAGGGUGGUGCUGUGGGACUAGCAGUGUGGCUGGCUGGAGAUGAUCCUGACCUCUUAAUGUGCUGAAAUGAUGGUUUGGGUUGGUGGCUUGGUGCAUGCCUGCUUGUUAAUGAUUAAUAUUUUGGGUGGUUCUAUUCCCCUUUGGUGGCCUGGACCUGCAUUUGUUCUUGGCUGCUUUCCAUACUACAGCUCUUGUACUGAUUAUUAGUUAUUACUACAACAGUGCUAAUUAUGGUGCUAAUA